UUCCAGAGCCAACUAUUUGAUCUUCGGCUUGAAGCCCCUAUGGUUCCACUUGAGCAACGUGCUGCUCCACGGCGCUGCUUGCGCCCUUUUCACCAAAGUGUGUCUAUGCGUGGCCGGGAUGAAGGCCCCCUUUGCCGCCGUGGCGGGCCUGCUCUUCGCCACCCAUCCCAUUCACACGGAGGCGGUUACAGGAAUCGUAGGAAGAGCAGAUGUGCUAGCAUGUGUUUUCUUCCUUCUCUCGUUCCUUGCCUAUCACGGCCGAGCCGAUGGGAUAUGCCACGUAUGGGUCAGUAUUGUCCUUGGCGGCCUCAGUAUGCUAGCGAAAGAAACUGGGGUAACUGUAUUUAUCAUAAACUUGGCCUACGACUUUUUCCUCCAUUGGCACUAUAUAAAAAGGGCAAUGGGAGAAAUGAAGUGGAAUCAGGAAGCCCUGCAGUUCGCUAAUAAGGCCGCUAAAAUUUUGACCUCGCUUGGUAUUUUGCUUACGCUUCGUUUGGCUAUUCUCCAAGGAUCAUUACCAAAAUUUUCGCAGCAGGACAACCCAGCGGCAUUCCAUCCUUCGAUGUAUGUGAGAUUUCUAACCUUUGGAUAUUUAGCUGCCUUUAAUAUGUGGCUGCUGCUCUGUCCUGCUACACUGUCUCAUGAUUGGCAGAUGGGAUCUAUCCCACUAGUAACAACGAUAUACGAUCUAAGAAAUCUGGUGACACUAUUUUUUCUUGGAUUGACGCUGAUGUUAGCUAUCAAAUGUCUUAUGGAAUUUGAAGUAAGUGUUAUUUACGAUUACCAUCAAUUAAUAUACUAA
Molecule: messenger RNA, 802 nt
Organism: Diabrotica virgifera virgifera (western corn rootworm)
Lineage: Eukaryota; Metazoa; Arthropoda; Insecta; Coleoptera; Chrysomelidae
Product: protein O-mannosyl-transferase TMTC1-like
Exons: 6
Coding region: 119-802 (227 amino acids)
Biological process (GO): protein O-linked glycosylation via mannose
Molecular function (GO): mannosyltransferase activity
Source: RefSeq, a predicted model, not a curated record